UAAAUUAAUGUGUACUAUAAAACAAAAACAAACAGAUUUUCGCAAUAAAAUGCGACACUAAAGAUUUACAACAUGCAUAAAAAGCAAUGAUUUUGAAGGGCAUCAUACUCCAGAGCUGAUUUGUGGAAUUUAGAGUCAUGAAGCGGGAGGAGAGGGAGACAGAAGGGGAAACUCUUCCAGCAGGAUCAACUUCCCUCCCAUCACCAUCAGCAGCAGUGUGCAGCAGCGAGUAUUCCUGUGUGGAUGUGUGCUGUCAGCCCUUAGUGAAAUACACACCGAGGGACCUCCUCGGUCCACAUGAGCUGAGAGUUCUGGAGCCUAACCUGUGCGUCUGCGCGCACCGGGGAGAAGCAUGCAAACUGGGACUCUGCAGCUCUCAGGAUCAGUGAGAGGAAGAAGGUGCGCAGAAGCAGACUGAACCCUCAAGGGCCUCAGACGGGAACCAUGUGCAGCUCCCUGAGCCCGAAGCAGUCUUUUAGCCCCGGGCUGACGGACAUGCAGCAGUACCAACAGUGGCUCUCCAGUCGGCAUGAAGCCAGCCUCCUGCCUAUGAAGGAAGACCUGGCCCUGUGGCUCACUAACAUUCUUGGUCUGGAAAUCACCGCUGAGAACUUCAUGGAUCGGUUAGACAAUGGAUUCCUGCUGUGCCAGUUGGCUGAGACGCUCCAGGAGAAGUUCAGGCAAAGCAUUGAAGACUUGCCUAACCUUGGCAACGGCAAGAGAAUCCCUCAUCGGAGGAUUCCGUGUCGGCAGAGCGCUCCCUCUGGCUCUUUCUUCGCCAGGGACAACACAGCCAACUUCCUGGCCUGGUGCCGCGAGGUUGGAGUUGGAGAAACGUGUCUCUUUGAGUCGGAAGGUUUAGUUCUUCACAGGCAGCCGCGGGAGGUGUGCCUCUGUCUUUUAGAGUUGGGCCGGAUUGCCUCACGGUACAACAUAGAGCCUCCAGGCCUUAUCAAGCUGGAGAAGGAGAUUGAACAGGAAGAGAAAUCCCCUCCGCCUCCUCCAUCACCUGUAUCUUCAGCUCAGCCCCUCCCUUCACCUCCUUCUUCUCCUUCUCCCUCACCCUCCCCGUCACCCUCCCCGUCACCUUCCCCGUCACCGAGUCCGACCAAAGUGACUCCAAGCAAAAAGAGUACGGGGAAGUUGUUGGAUGAUGCCGUUAGACACAUCGCUAAUGAUCCACCCUGCAGGUGUGAGAAUAAGUUCUGUGUGGAGAGACAGUCACAGGGUCGGUACCGGGUUGGAGAGAAGAUGCUCUUUAUAAGGAUGCUGCACAACAAGCAUGUGAUGGUGCGAGUGGGUGGCGGCUGGGAAACGUUUGAAAGCUACCUCCUGAAACACGACCCCUGCCGCAUGCUGCAGUUCUCAAGGGUGGAUGGCAAGACGUCCCUCAUUAGCAGCAAAACCCCCAACAUCAAGGACCUUUCACCCGACAGCUACCUGGUGGUGGCAGCUCACUAUCGCAGCAAGAAGUAAAGAAAUAACAGUUAUACAACAGUACAGAGGAUCACCUUCAGUUGGUGCUUAUUUUAUUAUUAGUAUAUAUAUCUGUUUUUAUACAUUUUAAAGCUGUAAAAGAGAAAGUACACACAAAAUUAACUGGAAAAUUUAAAGUUUAAAAGCAGACAAUUUGAUAUUUAAAAUGGUUAAAUGGGUGCAUUGGGGGGUACUUUUUUAGAUUGCAACUUUACUUGAAAUGGUUCAAACCAUAAAGUAGGUGGGUUGUUUAUUUUUGUUUGUUUAUUCAUAUUAAAGGGGAAAUGUAAGCACCUUUGUGACAUUUUUUUAUUGAAUUUAUGAGUGAUUAGUGAGCAAAACUUGCUUAAAAUAUAUUUUUUCAACAUUUAAGUGCUAUCACACAAAUCAAAAUACAAGUAGAAAUGAUGCAACCCAAAGAACAUUUAAAGCUUUCUCAUAGCUGUUGAAUUUCUUGCAAAUUGUGAUAAAUAACCUUUACUUUAUGAACUAUUUGUACUUAAAAAAAAUCCAUGCAAACAUUUUCAUCGUUUCUAAUAUCUGAAGAACAUAAUCACAUGUACCACUGAUACCUUUAAUUAUUUUAAACCUGCACAUUUUUUACAAGGCGAUUUCAUUCCAUUGUUUCCCUGUUACGUUACUGCCCCCUAGAGGCAAUACAGGAAAACAACAGCUCUUAAUUUAGAUUCCUUGUUUCAUACUAGCAAAAGGAAGUCAUUUAAUUUCCUGCAUUAUGAUUUAAAUUAUAAGCUUUAUUGUGAUAAUAUUAGUAACCUGCUUUAGUGUGUGACCCUUGGUUGCACAAGUUUGUGUGUAAAAUAAUCCCUAUUUUUAAGGUGUACAUUUUUAAUAAAUUCUCCAACAUUAAAAGUUUUAGUGGAUUUUUUAUUUUUUUAUUCUUCUUACCAUGUCUUUAAUGGUGUAACACAACAUAAUAAAUCAGACAAA
Messenger RNA from Oryzias melastigma (Indian medaka), 2424 nucleotides. RefSeq names its product growth arrest-specific protein 2 (gene gas2a). NCBI's taxonomy places the organism in Eukaryota, Metazoa, Chordata, Actinopteri, Beloniformes, Adrianichthyidae. The transcript has 8 exons. The record is from RefSeq and is a predicted model, not a curated record. Gene Ontology annotation, cellular component: actin filament. Bases 445 to 1476 code for a protein of 343 amino acids. Gene Ontology annotation, molecular function: microtubule binding; actin filament binding; cytoskeletal adaptor activity. Gene Ontology annotation, biological process: actin crosslink formation.